AUGAGUUUUUGAGGCAGCCGCGCAAACCGCUCUUUAUUUACCUACCUUACCACACACACCUAUGCAUGACAAAAUGGGUCUGGUUUCCUUUUUUUGGAUCUCACGACUGCAGAAACAUCUCAGCUCAGUGACUACAUAGGCAAGACUCUGGCUUUCUAUACGACGUUCGGUUGUUGUUUCCUCUGUAACUCCCCCUUUCGACCCGCUGCCAAGCACCCGCAAUGUCAUAAUACGACCAAUAUUCCUACCAGCUGGGGGGGUGCAGGAGUCAGAACGACCGGGCGAAAUGAUUAAGACGUUCCUGUUCAAACAUACCUAGGUGGCUUUCAAAGUUGUGUAUCCUCCGUGCGCAGGAACACACGACGCUCUAGGGCUCUGAGGUUCUGAGGCUCCGAGGCAGAAAGAAAGAGAAGAAGAAAAAAAAUGUAUAAAGGCCAACCACCCGAGACAUUCUCAAAAUGGAUCCUGAAGUACCUGUCUUGAGGAUCAGCCAACUCCAGGACUCUGCCAUCUUCACAGUGUCUCGUUGACCUCCCUCGUCCACCCGGCUCGCAAGCAUGAUUAACUUUGCCGUCAUCGCCACCGCCCUGGUGGGCACGCUGCUGCUGCCGGGAGCCGCGUUGGGUGCGCCCGUCGAACCUCCUGUCGACCACAACAUCACCGACCGGUACAUCAUCACGCUCAAGCCCGGCGUCACCAUCGAGGCGCGUGAUGCCCACCUGGAACGCGUGGCCAGUCUGCACAAGCGCAGCCUGGGUCGCCGUGACCUGCCCGGCACCGAGAGCACGGUGGAGAUUGAGGAGUUUCAUGCUUACUAUGGCAAGUUUGAUGGUGCCACGGUUGAGGAGAUAAAGAAAGACCCUGAUGUUGCCGCCGUGGAACCCGACCAGAUCUGGACCACAUCGGCCGAGGUGGCCCAGAACGGCUCGACUUGGGGUCUCGCGGCCAUCUCGCACCAUGGGCCUGGCUUCGACUCGUACAUCUACGACGACGCCGUCACUGGCGCCAACAUGUACGCAUACGUCAUCGACAGCGGCAUCAACAUCGACCACGUCGACUUUGGCGGCCGGGCGGUGCGUGGCUACAACGCCUGGGGCGGCGUGCACACUGACACUAGCGGUCAUGGGACGCACGUCGCCGGCACCAUCGGUAGCAAGACGUAUGGUGUUUUCAAGGACGUGAACCUGAUCGACGUCAAGGUAUUGUCCGGCUCAUCAACCACGACGGCCGUCGUCCUGGAGGCCUACACGUGGUCUGUCAACGAUAUGAUGGCCAAGAACCGGACGGCAAAGUCAGUCAUCAACAUGUCGCUUAGUGCUCGCAGCUCUGAUGCCUACAGCGCCGCUAUAGCCGCCGCAUACAAGGCAGGCGUUAUUAGCGUCGUUGCUUCCGGGAAUGACAACCAGCUGUCGUCUACUCACUCGCCCGGAUCUGCCCCUGAGGCCAUCACUGUGGGCAGCAUCGCUUCGGACUGGACCGAGGCCAGUUACUCCAACUACGGCCCGUCGGUCGACGUCCUGGCUCCCGGUACUAAUAUCCUCUCGACCUACAUCGGCAGUAACACGACGACCUUUACCAUGACGGGCACGUCGUGUGCGACUCCUCAUGUGGCCGGACUGGCGCUGUAUCUGAUGGCACGGGACAGCCUGUCGGAUCCUGCGUCCGUGGCUGAUCGAAUCAAGCAGCUGGCCACCCAGAAUGUCGCAACGGCGCUCAAGGAUGGCACUCCGAACCUGGUGGCUUUCAACGGCAACUCACUUGCUUGA
Messenger RNA from Pyricularia grisea, 1766 nucleotides. RefSeq lists its product as uncharacterized. The record is from RefSeq and is a predicted model, not a curated record. Gene Ontology annotation, biological process: proteolysis. Gene Ontology annotation, molecular function: serine-type endopeptidase activity. NCBI's taxonomy places the organism in Eukaryota, Fungi, Ascomycota, Sordariomycetes, Magnaporthales, Pyriculariaceae. The coding region runs from base 558 to 1766 and encodes 402 amino acids. The transcript is spliced from 2 exons.